CGUGUUUAGUUACUAUUAAUACGGUCACGGGUAGGACUUACAGUUCGUUAUAGUUUAUUAGUAAAAUGAUUUGGAGAACAAGUUUAUUUUUAAGCGUGACUGUAUAUUUUAUUGUGGUUGGAAGCCAUAUUGAGGGUCCAAAACAUGGCAAAGUGGCUGUGUGCUACGUGGCGUCUUGGGCGAUGUUCAGGAAGCCUCCUUUGAAUUUCGCGAUAUCAGAUAUAGAUCCAACAUUAUGCACUCACAUCGUCUACGCUUUCGCUGGUUUGGAUGGAGAAUCGCAUACUAUUAAAAGUCUCAAUCAAUGGCUUGAUAUAGAACAGGAUAGUGGAAACGCUGCCUAUAAAAAUCUGACCGGCAUCAAAAAGAAUUAUCCCCAUGUAAAAGUAACUCUGAGUCUUGGUGGUUGGAAUGAGGGUUCCGUGAAAUUCUCUACGAUGGCCAGUGACAAACGGAAAAGGACCAGAUUUAUCAGAAGCGUCACGCAAUAUCUUGUCAAAUACGACUUUGAUGGUCUGGACAUAAUGUGGAAAUAUCCUACUAUGAGAGGGGGCAGUCCUGACGAUAAAGAGAACUUCAUCACUUUAAUUAAGGAAUUAAAAGAGGCCUUUUUACCGUAUGGCUACAUAUUAUCCGCGACAUUGGGUAAUACCAGAGAAGUAAUGAGUACGGCGUACGAUUUAGUAAGCCUCAAUCGUUAUUUGGACUUGAUUUAUGUAAUUGGCUAUGAUUAUAAUGGACCCUGGGACAAAAUUGUUGGAGCAUCAGCCCCAUUAAGGGGCUUAAAUAAGCGGGAUGAAAAUAAUGUGGAAUACACCAUUAAGUACAUGCUCUCGUUCGGCGUAAGUCCUGACAAAUUAGUUCUCGGUAUACAAUUCCUCGGACGAACGUUUAUUUUAAAAGAUUCCGACGUCAAAGAUAUUACUUUUGGCAAAACUGAAGCCGAUAUUAAAGGAUUUUCUGGACCAUAUCUUAAUGGGACAAAUAUGUAUGCAUAUAACGAGGUAUGUCUAGAUUUGAAAAAUAAUUCCAAGUGGGUUUAUCAUUGGGAUGAAGUUUCUUCAACGCCGUAUUUGCGUGACGGACGUCGAAUUGUUUCCUAUGAUGACACUCGAUCUAUUGCCAAUAAAGUCAAAUUAGCCAUGGAUUAUAAUCUCGCUGGAUUCAUGAUUUGGAGUAUAGACAUGGACGAUUUUAAAGGAGUCUGUGACAUGCCAAACGAUACUUACACAGAUUUCAUUGAGAGAGUUAGUGAUAUAACAAAAGACAAAUUAUGGCAAGACUCUUUCAAGAAUCUUAAUAACCAAGCAGGUUUGGAGGGCAAAAUAUACGGCACACUAAGGGAUAAGCAAAUUCUCAGAUUACCAAAAAAGAUAUUCAAAAAUUAUCCACUUUUGAGGACAAUUCAUGAAGCGAUAGAUGUAACCGUAGAAGAGAAGAAGAUAGCAGAUGCGAUGAAACUGCUUACAACUAGUUUAAGAGAGGGGAGUAGAGUCAGUGAAACGCAGACGCCAUGUUAUAGAACUUGCUCAGAAGUAUGCUUUUAUGGGCCUGGUUAUUGAGAUUAAAUGAGAAAAUCUUA
Messenger RNA from Vanessa atalanta (red admiral), 1582 nucleotides. RefSeq names its product probable chitinase 2. The coding region runs from base 66 to 1562 and encodes 498 amino acids. Gene Ontology annotation, molecular function: chitin binding; chitinase activity. The record is from RefSeq and is a predicted model, not a curated record. Gene Ontology annotation, biological process: carbohydrate metabolic process; chitin catabolic process. Gene Ontology annotation, cellular component: extracellular region. The transcript is spliced from 9 exons. NCBI's taxonomy places the organism in Eukaryota, Metazoa, Arthropoda, Insecta, Lepidoptera, Nymphalidae.